UCUCUCUCUCUCAUUGCGAUUUCAGGAAAAUGGCUGAGGCCAGUAUUUCAGUAGAUCAGCUUUCUGUGGACCAGUUCAUGUGUCCAGUGUGUCUGGAUCUCCUGAAGGAUCCGGUGACUAUCUCCUGUGGUCACAGUUUCUGUAAGGUGUGUAUUAAUGGCUGCUGGGAUCAGGAGGAUCAGAAGGGCGUCUACAGCUGUCCUCAGUGCAGAGACACUUUCACGACAAGGCCUGUUCUACGCAGAAACAACAUGCUGGAUGAAGUGGUGGAGAAACUGAAGAAGACUGAAGUCCAAGCUGCUUCUCCUGCUCACUGUUACGCUGGACCUGGAGAUGUGGAGUGUGAUUUCUGCACCGGGAGAAAACACAAAGCCGUCAAGUCCUGUCUGAUUUGUUUGACUUCAUUUUGUGAAAUUCAUCUGAAACCUCAUCUUGAACGUCCUGCUUUGAAAAAACACACAUUAAUUGAAGCCUCAGCAAAACUCCAAGAGAAGAUCUGCUCUGAACAUAACAAGCUGAUUGAGAUCUACUGUCGUACUGAUCAAACCUGCAUCUGUUAUUUGUGCAUGUUGGAUAAACAUAAAGACCAUGACGCUGUUUCAGUUGCAACAGAAAGAGCUGAGAAACAGUUUCACUGCAACCGAACUGCUGUUUUCGUGACCACGCCCCCAGCGCGGAUAUUCAUGUUCACAUUGUUCAGUUUGUUUUUCUCUUUUAUUUUAGAUUUCUGUUAUCUGACUCUGGAUCCCAACACAGCACAUCGUCACCUCAUUCUGUCUGAGAAGAACAGAGCGGUGAGAUGCAGUGAGAGAGAGCAGCGUUACUCUGAUCAUCCAGAGAGAUUUGAUUACUGGGGGCAGGUGUUGUGUAAGGAGAGUGUGUGUGGACGCUGUUACUGGGAGGUGGAGUGGAGCGGUGUUGGUGUGGACAUAUCAGUCUCAUAUAAAGACAUCAGCAGGAAAGGACGGGGUGAUGAGUGUCGGUUUGGAUUCAACAAUCAGUCCUGGAGUCUGUGCUGUUCUUUUUCUUCUCUCUCUUUCUAUCACAACAGCAUUAAGACUGAUCUCAGAGUUCCAUCCCCCUCCAGAAUAGGAGUGUAUGUGGAUCACAGUGCAGGAACUCUGUCCUUCUACAGCGUCUCUGACACGAUGAAGCUCCUCCACAGAGUCCACACCACAUUCACUCAGACUCUAUACGCUGGGUUCUCCUUGUUUUCUGGUUCUCCAGUGAGAUUGUGUGAUCCAGAAUAAAAGUGUGUAGUGUUUUCGGUAAAAUUCCUGCACGUUGUUGCUCAGUUGUCUGUUUCACUAGAACACAAUCCAGCUGCACAAAAACACUCAUUUUAAUAUUUAGAUUAUAAAAUAUGCCGAUGUCGUGUUCAUCCCAUAUUCAGCCUGGAUGAUGAUUGGCCCGCAGAUAGAACCUUAUAAAUCCAGGUUUAUCUGUGAGUUUGUGAUUUUUAUUCAAAUAUUACAAUCAAAGCUUUGCAGAAUAAAAGAUAAGAGCACAGGAGAAUAAAGUUUCCCCCAGCGAUGGAGUUUCUGUGCUGAACUCAUUUUCAGACAGAAGCUUUUAAUACUGAGGUCAGGAUGUCAGCAAGCCGCUGUAUUGAUACACAACGGGGUUUUUCUCCACUUUGGAUGGAUAUUUUUUAGAUUAUUUAAUCUGUGGGAAAUAACUACAGUGUCUUAAAUAUGUGUUUGUGAAAAUCACUGUAAACCUACAACUGACUUUCCUCCAAAAAACAUCUCUUUUAAUG
Neoarius graeffei (lesser salmon catfish) is the source of this 1759-nucleotide messenger RNA. Its product is annotated as tripartite motif-containing protein 10-like. The transcript has 2 exons. The record is from RefSeq and is a predicted model, not a curated record. NCBI's taxonomy places the organism in Eukaryota, Metazoa, Chordata, Actinopteri, Siluriformes, Ariidae. Bases 30 to 1250 code for a protein of 406 amino acids. Gene Ontology annotation, molecular function: protein binding; zinc ion binding.